AUGAUUCGAAUAUUUUUGAUAAGACAUGGCUAGUCAUUAUAUCAGAGUUUAAAAAUUGUUUCUGGAAUGAAUGAGUAUGGAUUGAGCGGUUUGGGAAAAGUACAAUGCAAAAACAUAGGCAAAAAAUUAUCAUCUAUUAGAUUUGAUUAUGCCUAUUCGAGCGAUUUUAAAAGAUGCAUUGAAUCUUAUGAAAUAAUAGAAGAUGAACUUAAACAUAAACCUUCUAAUGUGAUCUAUACACCUAUUUUAAGAGAAAGAGAUCCUGGAAGUGAUCUAUUGAAAUCCUAUUCAGAAGUGUACCCACUUUAAAGUUAAACUAUGGUAGACAGAGAAAAUAAUGCAGAAACAUCUGAAGAAAUAUAAAUUAGAGCCCAAGGUUUCUUUAAUUAAUUGAUCACACAAUAAUUAUAUUAACAAUCAUUUUAAAAAUUACCCCUUGAUUCACUAAAUAAAAUGAUUUUGAGUUCUUAAGUUGCAGAACCUCAUUAUUCUCAUCAUAUCAUGCGAUCUUAUAUACAUUAAGCCUAAUAAUUCAGUUCUUCUUAGAAAUCUACAAGUUGUACAAAUAUAUUAGCCAUAAGUCAUGCUGGAUUCAUAACGGAAGCAAUCUAAUUUUUAUAUAAACAUCAAAAUAUUAAAUACACUGAUGGUCUAUAACCUGCAGUAUAUGCAAGAAAUGGAGCAUUGUUUUUGUUGGAAAUAGAGGCAUAGAAUUUAGAUGACUGGAAAUGCAAUAUAUAUUUAAGAAAUUACAGUAAAAGCAUAGAUGCCCCAUUUGAAUCGAUUAUUUGAAACAAUAUACCUGUAAAUAAUUUAGUUUUAAGAAGGUUUAAUCUAAUAAUUAAUCUUUUUAA
Messenger RNA from Paramecium tetraurelia, 854 nucleotides. RefSeq lists its product as uncharacterized. Gene Ontology annotation, cellular component: cytosol. NCBI's taxonomy places the organism in Eukaryota, Ciliophora, Oligohymenophorea, Peniculida, Parameciidae. Gene Ontology annotation, molecular function: fructose-2,6-bisphosphate 2-phosphatase activity. The transcript has 3 exons. The record is from RefSeq and is a predicted model, not a curated record. Gene Ontology annotation, biological process: positive regulation of DNA repair; negative regulation of programmed cell death; regulation of pentose-phosphate shunt.